AUGUCAACACAUGAGAAUAUUACUACAUCCUCUAGUGAGGUUUUACCAUGGCUAUCGUGUGUCGAGCGGCAGUCAGAACUUACAGAUGUUACGCCUGGUGAAUAUGUUCUCAGAACACUAUUCUCUGAAUUUACCAUCCUCACAGAUAGAAAACUGGAACAUGUUCUGGCUGAACCAUUAGUAAGUAUUUAAUUAUGUACCCUGUGGAGGUUUGUUGCAAGCAACACAUUCACACAAACCCUCCCAAUAUCAAUAUUUAUGCUGCCUAUAACUAUUUGACUUGUCUGUAGGAAGCUUUAAACAUUUUUGCCCUGACAAUUGACAUUUAGUAUAAAAGCUUGGUAUAUUUUACAAUGUAAAAUUUUAGUUUCUAUAUGGUAAUUUCAAUAUAAUUAUUCAUUAGCUGGAAGGAAACAAAUUCAUGUCUAUCUAGAGAAAAAAAUCAUGUCUAUAUGGUGUUUAUUCUUAGGUCAAGUACAAAAAAAUUAGUAGUUUCCCAUCCGAAUUUUGGAAAAAAAGGAGAAUGUGGGCGCUUUUUUUUGUUAAACCUUCAAAUAUUGCUCUUAAAGUUUAUCAAAUAACCUAUAAACACACGCAAAUAUUGAAGUUUACUCAUAAAAUAUUAACAUAAAUAUAUUAAUAAGUACUGAACCGCAAGCGAGAGUUGACGAAAAUUCCGAACGCAACCGAACUAUGCCGAAAGGAGCAAUUACUGGCCGAAAUAUACUAAGUAGAAAUUCUUUGAAAGGCUCGAAUAUAAACAUAAAAAAAAAGAAAAGUCCAUGCGGCAAGGAAAAAGGUUGCGGGGCUUGCGGGCGGGGACGAGAAACUAGGAAAUUUUUUUACUUGGCCUUAUGUUAUGCUGGGCAGUAAUUCUAAUUAUUAUAUAUAUAUAUACAUUUACGAUUCCUGGACCUGGUUCAUCACAGACUGCAAGUGUGAUGAAUAACUGAGCAUUUAGUAAAAGUUUAGGAGGUCAAUUGAAUGGUAUUACUGUACAUUCAUUAUUUGAUUACCUUUGGCAUUAAGGCAUAUAUGUUCUGAUAGGUACUUGUAGGUAGAUUAGAAGUGCUGUUCUACUCAUUAUAUGAAGGAUUGAAUUGUAAACUGUUGUGUAGUUUGUGACAUAAAAUGAAGAUUCUCAGUACUCUUACUCCUAUUGUCAACAGUUUUGUAAAGUUGACCACCAUCUGCACGACAUUUUCUCAAACCCACAUGACUGUAUACUGUCUAGACAAAAUUUCUUUUUAACCUAACCAAGGCCAAACUGCAUGCAUGGGCACUAUGCCUCUAGAUUCCAUAUCAUUUUAAUGAUACAACCUUACAUGUACUGUCUAGUUUGAUUGCUGUUGAAUAUAUUUCAUGUACACUUGUCUAGCUGUAUGUUGUUUUUUUAUAUUGUGCUCUGCAUGUUUAAUUUCAACAUGGCCCUGUACAUCCUCAAUAUAUCAUAAAGUGUCAAUUUGGUGGUUAAUACAGAAAUAGAUAUGAUGUCCUAAUUAAUCUCCUAGGAUAUUCUUGUGAUAUUUGAUAUAUGAAUAAAGACUGAUCCACAUGUAGCCAUUUUAGGUUAUUUCAAAUCAUAGCUAAAUUGAUAUAAAUAUCUAUUACCUAAUUUAGUGUAGUAGGUAUAACACAGUUAAUUAAAAGUAUAGUAUAUCUUAGUCUGAGUAUAGCAGGAAAAUUUAUAAUAUAGGCUCUUGUGACUCUUGUCAGUCUAGAAAUACCUACGUUAGGACAAAGGCCUUUAUAUCAUGGGUAAUUAGGAUCUGUGCACACAAAUUUUCUUCUGGUUUAAAAGGAAGAUUGGAUAUUAAAUUGCUAUAACUUAGCAAGAAAUUUAUUAUUGCAAAAUAUUAUUGCAACAAAGACGUUAUUGCAACAAUCACAGCAUAUAUAUAGUAAAUACAGGGUAUUUUUGCGUUACUGACAAUCACAAUAUAAACCUGUGUAUGUACAGUAUAUGUUGGCCAGUAACAAACUGCAUAUGCUGGAGUCCUAUAGCCGGUAUUCUCGCACAUUAAAUGAUAGGCUGGUUGACAAUUUACUAUCAGUAAUGAGCCCUCGUGUCUCUUAUAUUUCAAAAGACUUCUAGUGAGACAUUUUAAACAUUUAUGCAGAAAUUCUUUUAUUUGACAAUUUCAUUAAUACAUAUCAAUUUUCAUUCUCAAAUCAGUUAUCUAGCUGCGCGAUUUCGCGGAAUCGACCAAAAAUCGCUGAAUUUGAGUUUAAGUUCGAGGAAUUUGAGUUUAAGUUCGCGGAAUUUGAAUUUAAGUUCGCGGAAUUUGAGUUUAAGUUCGCGGAAUUUGAGUUUAAGUUCUUUUGCCUAAACUCGUGCGAAUUUUUUCUACUUCCGCUACUUCGGUACAAGACAACGUUUGAAAUACUCGCAAGCAAAAUUUCUCGCAAGCCUACCUCGCCUAGGUCACAGAAUAUACUUCCUCCGCUAUUAAAUGCUUCCACAGCCGAAUCUAAAUUUCUUUCUUUGUUUAGUCGAAAUUUCCUGGAGGGUUUUCUGACUCAUUAGGGAGUUUACGCAUGUACGACGGCGGCGUCAGGACGACGGCUAAACAAACUUUUUGAAAUAAAUGAAUGUUUGAAAAUGCUGUCCUGUAUUUACUUUCUUAUGAAUUUAAUACAGUUUAGAACGAGUAAAACAGAGCUUUAACCUUCAGAGCAAUUUUGAUCAACGCUGUUAGAAAAAUCGCCUGCCAAGGCUUGAAAUGCUAGCGUACUUUACAAGACGUGAAAAUAUGCAUUUUGCCGUCGUCAACAGAGCAUGGACGACGUCUGAAACUCCAGAUAUACUUUUAAUUAUUCAUUUCUUUUUUAUUAUUAUUAUUAUUAUUAUUAUUAUUUAAACACGGUACUAUUUCACAAACUACUUACAUUUAAUUCAAUUAUAUAUAAAAGAGAAAGAACAGAAAAAUGUGAUCUUCCAAUUGGCCGUGUGUUUAACUAUCUUAUAACACUAUCUACAAAUCAAUAUACAUAUCAGUAGACUAUUCAACAUACAUAUUUCUUACUAAUGUAACAAAUACUAACAAUAUUAAAAUGUGCUUUCAAUUGAUAAUCUUGAGUUUUGCUUUAAAAAUAUUAACAGUUUCAGAAUUUUUAAUUUCACUUGGUAGAUUAUUCCAGGCCACUGCACCUCUAUAGCUAAAUGCCUUUUUCAGCUAAUUUGUUUUAGGCUUUUUACCUGGAAAGGGCAUUUAGCUACAGAGGUGCAGUGGCCUGGAAUAAUCUACCAAGUGUUAUACUAUAUAGGAUAAAUGAUAUUGUAUUGACAGCCGUCCUGAUGCUGCCGUCUUACAUGCGUAAACUCCCUAAUGAUAUUUCCUCAAAAUCACGAUCCUGCAUUUUUUACGUUUUCGGAAGUGGAUUUAAAAAAACCUAUAGUGAUAGACUGCAUUUUUGGUAUAUUUCCCGAGAUUCCCCAAAUUUCCAGACUGUAUAGAUCUUAUCCUGAAUUUCCUUAUUAUAUCAGGAUUUCUCCUGAGAAUCACAUCAAUCACAAGCAGAAGAACCAGGGGCGUCGCUAGACCACUUUGAAAUGGGGGGGGGGGGUGUUUUUGCCGGAGUUAUCAAGACAAAUUCUGCCGAGUCACUACAAUCGCUAAUUAAUAAAAUACAAUAAUUUUUCCCUGCAUAGCAUAAUUUUUAAUUCCGACUUCCGAACCACUCAAAUAUUUUCGCUCACCACGAAAACAAUUUUCCGAUAAAUCGGAAAACAUUUUUCCGAUAAGUCCGAAAACAAUUUACCGAUUCUAGCAGACAUUUGCCGAAUGAGAAGAACAUCAAACCGUUCCGCCUGUUUAUCAUUGCGCUUAAACCCUGGACAAACAAGAAUGAGAGUUGAUGAGAGUUGAGAAUCGAGAGUUUGCAUGAGAGUUGAUGAUAGUUGAGAAGCGAGAGUUUGCAUGAGAGUUGAUGAGAGUUGAGAAGCGAGAGUUUGCACGACAGUUGAUGAGAGUUGAAAAGCGAGAGUUGACGAGAGUUGACUGGAUAUUACCGCGCGAAAGCGAAAACUCUUAUCAACUAUCAUUAAAAUUUCAGCCAUGCAGUUCAAAGUCAACGAGAGUCGAUGAGAAUUUGCGGUCAAACGCGAGCGAGAGUUGCUUCAUGUUUGCGUUGCAGUGAGGACAAAGCUUUAUACAGCCUAGACCUUAUAUAUAGGCCUUCUAUUUUUAGUUUCAACGCCCUCCCACACUUACUAAAUGCUACCCAAAAUUGACCAAACCUGUCAAAGCCAGCCGAGUAAAGACUUAUGGGUGAUACGCUUUCACUUUAAUGCAUGAGCUAUGUCUGCGCAUAAGACAGUUUUAUUGAAAAUCCCAAGUCAACUUCGAACUGUGGUAUAUCUAAGCUCUAUACUAUGAUGUCCAAAAGUAUCAUCUUUCCAAACUUCUCGCCAUACUUCUUUACCGGUCUGGGCGUGUACCACGGUCAACCCUCCACCUAAAGAAUAAAGUGUUUCACUUCUUCAGCAUUCUAUUUGGGACCGAUGUCUAUAGAUCAAGACGAGUCUCAAUGGCCUGUUAAACCAUAUAGUAUACGGUACCAAUUCAAAUAGAUGUGGUACAUCACAAGGAGACGAUGUGACGUACUGGACACUUCUGAUAGACCAUUCCGGUAAUUACGUCACAACUACACUGUUUUCAACUUAGGAAAUAGAUUUCAAAUUUGUUUCUCACGGGCGAUGGUCAGAGAAGCAGAACAUCCUUCGUCAACACAUGCAUAAAAAAGAAUUUUGGAUUUUGACUAUUAAAUGUGGAAAUAACUAAAUAGGAUUAAACACGAAAACAAGGCCAUGACCCCUCCUCGGCCUCGUUUUCGUGUUUAAGCUUAUUUCCACAUUUAUUGGUGAAACUCCAAUUCUUUUUUAUGCAUGUGUUGACGAAGGAUGUUCUGCUUCUCUGACCAUAGCCAAUGAGAAACAAACUUGAAAUCUAUUCCUUUUAAGGUGGUCCUAAGUUGAAAACAGUGUUAGUUGUGACGUAAUUACUGGAAAGGUCUAUUGCUGUUUCCACCACAAAUACAGCGCAGAGUUUAUUCUCCCCGGGGAAUAUUGUUCGUCUACUUCGUUCUGGGGGCUCCCACAAGUAAUGUUAUGUACUGAGACAGACAGUGCUAAAUAACUGAGAAAAUGAAUGCCUAUUUUUGCUAUGUGUGCUAUAAGUACGUACUUGUACAAGGAGUGUAGGUGCAGACACUAGUUAAGCUAGGGUGAUGUUAAAUGUGCCUUUGUUGAAAACAACGUGAACCACACAGGAUUUAGUAGUUUCUGAUGACUAUUUUACCACGUCCUCACAGGGAAUGCAAGAUUCUUGAUUGGUGGUUGGUUGUGGUACACAUAUGAACCACCCCAGUUUUGUGUAUUCAGCAACGGGAUCAUGUUUGUUCCUAGAGGUUCUUGGCUUUACUGUCGAGAACUCAGUAUGCUCCCACGAAUAAUGCAUGCAUAUAUUUUACGUUAUAACAUGUGCUAGAUUCGUGCGCAUAAUUGUGUUCGAAAAUCAACUUGUAUUAUAUCUUAUUCUCGUAAUGAUUUAUAUUUUGUUUAAAUAAUGGGUGAAUUAAGUAGAUAAAAAAGCACAAUAGGUAAAACACAAAGGGUAAGACCCGCAUAAAUGGGUCCAGCACGACUUCUGCUUAGAUGCUACUAUAGAAUAUGCGGUACGUUCAUGCCUAUGCAGAUAUUUAUGUUUAUGAAUGACAACCGGUGUUUCUAUUUUUGAAGGAGAAACCACUGUCCAAAUCUCUACAACGAGGUGAAGAUCCUCAAUUUGACCAAGUAAGUCAAUAAUAUUAUAUAUCAACACUUGGAUUGGAAACAACAUGAAAACGUGAAUGUUUAUCAUAUGUGAAUAUAACAGUUGUAUAUCAUGUAUAUAUAAUAUAUACUGUAUACAUUAUACAUUAAAUUUUGUGGGUUUUUUUCAGCUUUUGCGUUCACUAAAUGCUGUUGCCAAAUAUAGCUUGUCUUCUCUUCUCAAAACGCUUUUUCAAUGGUAUUCAAUGCAGGUAGGUUUUGCAAGACUUCACUACAUAGUAAUUGUUAUGUAAUAUGGUCAUCCAUCGUACAGUGUAUGAACUAUUCUGCAAUCUGAUUGGUUGAGCUACAUAUAUCAGAUCAUAUACAGAUACAGUAAGUAGCGAUGGUAUAAUUGUCAAAUAUUUCCAACGACAUUUGUGUGCGUCAUGCACUGUAAGACAGUGUACAACUACGAAUUCUUAAAAUUGCCACUAACCUACACGAACGGGCUUUGUGAUUGGUUGAUCGUUACAAUAAAAGACAAUGAACUAUAGAAAUCAUCUUUGUAAAGAACAAGUCGUAAACACUGAUCACUAUUUAGCCUGCGAACAGGCUCUCAAGCUGAAUUGAGAGCCUGCAUCGAUGACUAGUGAAUUUGAAUAUCUGCCCCGUAACGUUCGUUUUUCCAAAUAUGGAAUGUCUAUCCUUAUAUGGUGUUGUUUACAACUUUCGUGCAAACUAAAUUUAGACCGUGCAAACUAAAUUUAGACCGUGCAAACUAAAUUUAGACCGUUCAGUUUAUACUGUUUUUCGAAAUAUAAGAUAUUCAAGCAAAAGUUCAAAUGUUUUAAAUACUGUUUUCUCAAAACAGAACAUUUCGUGCUUUGAGAUAAGACGGCCAAGACCAAUUUGAUCAGUUAAUGUGUUUUUUAUGCAUAGUGCUUGCAGUUGACAUAUAUAGAACUCAGCGGAAACAUAUAAAUUAUAGCAUCUGACCAAUGAGAAUUUCGCGUCACGAUUUGAGACGCAGAUAUUCAAAUUCAUUAGUCAUCGAUGCAGGCUCUCAAUUCAGCUUGAGAGCCUGUUCGCAGGCUAAUCACUAUUGUUUUAUGAGGCCAAUCACAAAACACAAUCAUUUUAAGUUGGUAGUUACCCAUUGCUAAAGCCCGUUUUCCACUAGGCGAAUUGUUCCACUAGGCGAAUUGUUCCACUACGCUAUAGCUAAACGACUUUUUAGCUUGUUCGUUGCUUCGCACGAACAAGACCUUCAAUAAAUCGAGGGACGUCGUUAACCAUCUGCAUGUAUUUACCUGGAUUUAAAGAUUGACAUUAAAAAUCACCUGGAUCGCUCUAUACUGUAGUCAGUGGCGGGGUUUCGGUGUCUGUUUAAGGCUCUAAGUUAUGCGAAUCUUUCAGAACAUUUGUCACUUGAUGAAAUGAAUAAAGAGUCCAGAGUUGUGCCAUUUGACUGACAUUAGAUACUUUUUCUAAGAUAGAUAAUCAAUUGGUCAUGUCGAUUGGCGUUGUUGUUUAAUAUACAGUUAUAAGUAACAAUUCUAAUUGUUUAAAAUGUUUUAUCAGUAGGAAUGUAAGGAACCCUACACAGAACAAAACAGAUUGUAUAAAAUGCAUUUCAUUCUUAAUAUUCCAACAUAUUCUUUGGGUUAUAGAAAGAACAAAGUCCAAGCGUAGAUGUUACUGAUGGUCAGAAAAAUAAAAAUGGCAAUAAAAACAAGGGGUAAUUAUUAUUGUCAUCAUUCAAACAGUCGUCUAUCUUUAGUAGUCCGCAAAUUCAGUAUACUGUGCAGCAUAACUCAACUCUUUAUUUAUGAUUUAUUAUUAUUAUUAACUUUCUUACAGAGCAUCUCCUGAUUCUCCCAAACUGGCUGCCAAAGUCACUGGUAAAGAAUUGGACUACCUUAUGGAGAGGAGAGAUGUAAGUUACUUCAUGCAAAAAUGUCAUUCACGUGAUUGCAAUUUUCGAGAUUCAAUACGGGCUAUGUACCCUGCAAGAAGUGUAAUUAAAGGUCAAUUUAUAUUUCCAACGACUUGUGUCGUGCGCAAAGGUUUCGUUGGUGAAAAUGACGAAUGUUAGGAGAGAAGUUAAUGUUGUACUAAGCUUCGUCACUGUCGGGUACCUCUCACAAUUUUCAAAGUUCAAGUUAAAUUGCAAGUUUUAGUAUAUAAAUACAUGUUUGUCUUGUCUGUAUUGCGAAAUGUAUUUGAUGUCGAGUAGCGAAAUUUCGUGCGACGCUAAAACUAUGCAUUUGGCCAUUCGAUCUUACAUACACCCCAGCUCCUCUCGUAGUAUUAUUGAUGGGUUUUGAAAUUAAUGUGCAUGAUGUACUGUGUGUACUGCACGCCUGUCUAACUAACGAGUUUUAACCAACAUUUUAUUCUCCUUUUUUUUUAGCAUGCCAUUGAUUUUUUGUUGUGCCUAGUGCUUAUUGAAGUUCUUAAGCAGGUACAUUUGCUCACUAGCUUUUAUGUUUGCAAUGGUUUUGAUCUUAAUAGACAGAGCUGUCCUGUAAACUCGGAAAAGGCGCCCAGCGCCCUAGUACUUGUAUUUAAAGAAAACAGGGCUAAAACAUAACGGUCGAUAGGUUGCCGUUUAACUGAUUGAUCAACUUGACCAGGGGUUUUUCUUCUCGUAAACAAACGAACAAUUUAAGUUGUUAAAAAAACUGGCUGUCUAGUUUUAAACAUGACUACGCGACUUAUGAGCAUAUAAAACUUGUCUUAUACCAUUUUUAAAUGUUAUAAGUUCUCACCCUUUACAAGGUUUCCGUAUUGUGUUUACAUAAUAUGUAGUUUUCGAAAUAUUUCGGCCAAAACACCGUGCAGGCAGCCAUCUUGGUUCAACUUGGUUGGCGUCACAACUGGGGCAAAGAGAAUGUUUUGUUCUGCCAACCACAUUUCAUUAUGAGCCUGAGACUUAUACACAGCAUAUUAAAACACUUUCCUUGAAAUGCAGUCAACCACAUAGUAAUUUUAACAGGUUUAUCCUGCUCUGACCAAACCCCAGUUAUAGUAGUUAGGUGAAAUAUAAAAACAGAUAGCGGAUUAUAUGCUCUUUCUGGUCAAAAUAACUCUUAGACUAAAACCAAGCUAGAUAUAAAAAAGAAUUGUAAAGGGUCUUCAAAUAUCAUAUUAAAAGUCCUGUUCCGAUGACUUUGCCAUUUCCAUUUAGUCAUUUUCAAUUUACUGCAUAGCUUCCAGAACAUCCUGUGGACGACUCAUUAACAAGUCAGAUUGAAAGUCUUGCAUUCAAAUGUUUUAAACAACGAAGUUCGUUUGGUGACAGUCCUAGUGCUACCAAUGCGUAUAUUAUUGCUGCAUUGUAUGCUGAAGUUAUUGGAGUUCUAGCACAGACGAGAUUUCAGUCUGUAAGGAAACGCUUUCUCGCAGAGUUCAAGGAGAAUGCGGGAAACAGUGAAAUGUUGGUGAAUGUAAUAUGUGGAAUGAAAUAUCUUCGAAUAAAGGUAGUUGGUAGUAGACUCUAAUUUCCGCUAUACUUUAUGCCAUACAACACCCUUUUUGAGCUGGAUAUCACAUGUUUAUUUUGGAAUGUUUUUCAUUGCAAUACUGUAUUUGUAGUGGCGGACACUUCGCGUUUUUUUGGCGAGGGUAAAAUUAGGUUGCCAGUAAAAUUUAUAUUGCCCACGUUUUGCUCCGGGAAAUCUUUAGUUAGUUCUUUAAACUUUUUUCUUUAAACUUCAUGCAAUACUGUAUAUAGCUGAAUUUAUAGCCUACCGAUGAUCUGAUGGUUGAAACAUUGUUACAGCUUCGUUACACAGUUAUUUAGCUAUCAUUCAUGGGCUUUCAGAAAUUAUUGGGAGAGGCGGUUGACACCCCCUUUAGUGUUUACCACUAAAUAUUUGUUGCAGCAGAAUUAACUUUAAUUUAUAAUAUUUUGGUGUCUUUCAGCUUUUUCCAGUUGAACAUGUCGAAGAGACAUUUAUGUUCUUACAGGUAAUCAUAAUGUGAAUUAUAGAGGGUAUACACGAGUGUAGUCAUUAUGCCAGAGCUACUGUACAGUAUUUGCAGAUUUAUUACUUUUAAAAUUUACGACUCAAGACAUGCUUUUAUCUACCGACGUUUUCCUCAUUAACACGCUCUGGAGAUAUGAAAGAAAUGGCAUAACACAGCUUUGUGGCAAGUACAUGACACAAUCUUGUCAGAUAUUGCGUUGCAAGAUGCCAAAAAAGUGCUUUUUCUGUUUCUCACAUCCGUUAGGAGGGUAUGGUACCUGGAUUUCUGUGUGUGUUUUUCACAAUUCGAUCAAAGUAUGGACUUGGAUAAAUCAUCUAUUAAACCGUAAUUUGAUCGAUUUGUGCUCACUAUCAAGUAAAGCAAUGACUUUCUCUGUUUAUAGGAUUGUGCAAAUGUUUUCAUUGAGACACGAGAUAGAGAUAAAGAAGUUAAAUACGCAUUAGCUGGUGUGUUUGUGGAGAUUCUAGUUCCUGUUGCAGCAACAGCCAAGCGAGAAUUUCAUAUUCCAGCUCUGAAGAAUUUUAUUGACUUGCUUUAUCCUUAUGCAUUUGAUAUGUCUAAGAAGAACAAGCAUCUUCAUGUAAGAAUUAUGAAUUGUACUUUUAAUUUCGUAAUAUUACACAUUUUGUGUGUUUUGCUUGUUUCUACAACCUGAGCAGGCUCGCGUGCAUGUGGACCUUGGAUCUUGCCGGAGUUCAAUAUAAUUCUGAAAACAUGAUGAACUUGGUUGAACCUGAAGUCGUAUGAACAACCAAAGUUACUGGCUUGCUGUAAUGUCCCUGGUAGAUAACAUUCGUUAGUAUACUGUACGUGUAAACUGCGUGUACAUUAAGGUUAAAAUUUCGUUUAUGGCGAAUGUGAGUGAAAGACAGAUUGAGUUCUGUGUAACUAUGCGUGUAUAUACUUGACCGAAACUGCUCUAAACUUUGUAAACAAAAUAUUGACUGGAUAGCUCUGUCAAUUCUAAAUGUUUUUGGUUGGGACCCAGUUACGGCCAUUUUUUUACCAUAUUGAGAAGAAAACCGGAAAAUGUGGAGAAAGCUGCGGAUUGAGAUACGACAACCUGAACAGUACAAGCAGAACUUUGACGUUCCGAGCCUUUCAUUGCGAAGUUCCGUUGGAGAUUAUACCUGCAGAAAACAUGCCCUGUUUGACAGAGAUAAACUCUUAAACAUAUGCACGCCCGAAAUUAUAAACAGGAAUCGAACCCUGGUGACAAAGAUGGAGAAACAUGCACUAAGACACCAACACUCCAUGUGGUCACCUGAUGAGAGACAUGCACUAACCACUAAGACACCAACACACCAUGUUGUCACCUGAUGAGAGACAUGCACUAAGACAUCAACACUCCAUGUGGUCACCUGAUGAGAGACUAACCACUAAGACACCAACACACCAUGUUGUCACCUGAUGAGAGACAUGCACUAAGACACCAACACUCCAUGUUGUCACCUGAUGAAAGACAUACACUAACCACUAAGACACCAACACACCAUGUUGUCACCUGAUGAGAGACAUGCACUAAGACACCAACACUCCAUGUGGUCACCUGAUGAGAGACAUGCACUAACCACUAAGACACCAACACACCAUGUUGUCAUCUGACGAGAGACAUACACUAACCACUAAGACACCAGCACACCAUGUUGUCACCUGAUGAGAGACAUGCAUUAACCACUAAGACUCCAACACACCAUGUUGUCAUCUGACGAGAGACAUACACUAACCACUAAGACACCAACACACCAUGUUGUCACCUGAUGAAAGACAUGCACUAACCACUAAGACACCAACACACCAUGUUGUCACCUGAUGAGAGACAUGCACUAACCACUAAGACACCAACACACCAUGUUGUCACCUGAUGAAAGACAUACACUAACCACUAAGACACCAACACACCAUGUUGUCACCUGAUGAAAGACAUGCACUAACCACUAAGACACCAACACACCAUGUUGUCACCUGAUGAAAGACAUACACUAACCACUAAGACACCAACACACCAUGUUGUCACCUGAUGAGAGACAUACACUAACCACUAAGACACCAACACACCAUGUUGUCACCUGAUGAGAGACAUACACUAACCACUAAGACACCAACACUCCAUGUGGUCACCUGAUGAGAGACAUACACUAACCACUAAGACACCAACACACCAUGUUGUCACCUGAUGAGAGACAUACACUAACCACUAAGACACCAACACACCAUGUUGUCACCUGAUGAAAGACAUACACUAACCACUAAGACACCAAUACUCCAUGUGGUCACCUGAUGACAUCAUCAACUGACAAUAAUCGCCAUUCAGUGAUACCUGAAAUCAGGCGGAACAUUGUGUAAACUUUGUGAUCUCUUUUCAGGCGAUGUAUCCAUUAGUUGCCGUGUUGAUGUGUGUUAGUCAGAAGCAGUUUUUCUUGACACAUUGGCCGUUCCUGUUAAAUGCAUGUUUAACUAACAUCAAGGUCAGUAUUAUGAACUCUUUUGUUUCAAAGUUUCCUUAUUUAUAUAAUUCACAAUUUCAGUAGAAACACUGUUCAAGUUUACUGGAAAGAAAACACGAAGAGUGAGAGAUUUCACGUAGUCGCGCCAGUGGGAAAAACCUACUGUAGUUCAAGAUUGAAUGAAAUGCUAUGUCUUGUCACUUCAUCAUAUUGAAAUUCCCUUUGACAUUUCAGGUCAUAAUGACUUUAUUAAUCUUUUUUUAAAAAUAUUUUUACCAAAUGCGCAUUGCAAGACUGCAAUGACGGUCAUUUUAGUCCAAAGAUUCAAAGAAAUAUUGUCAGUGGUAAAAGUCAAACAAGUCGAUGUUCUGUAUUUAAGUUUUAUAAAAAAUAUAACGGUUAUUACUUUUAGAAUUUUAAAUAUUAAAUGUGUUAUUCUUUUCUUCAAUCCAGCAUCGUGACACGAAAUUACAAAGGAUAUGUUUGGAAUGUCUUUAUCGAAUGUUGUGGUGAGGACGGUUACUAAUUGACCAUUUGCGUAAUAGACUAAAUUUUGAUCUAAACAAGUCUAGACAAAAAUUUCAUCACAGCUUGAAAGAGCAUCACAAAAUUAGUAAUAUUCCAAAGUUUCGUUGCGAAAUGUUGUAAAAUGCGGAUAAUAUAGCCUUUCAAAUUUUGCAAUUUUCAGUCAUUUUAGAUUACAAACGGGAAAUUGACAGCCUCAAAGGGUUUGGGGCUGUCAAUUUCCCGUUUGUAAUCUAAAAUGACUGAAAAUUGCAAACUUCGCAGAGCUAUAUUAUCCGCAUUUUACAACAUUGCGCAACGAAACUUUGGAAUAUUACUAAUUUUGUGAUGCUCUUUCAAGCUGUGAUGAAAUUUUUGUCUAGAUCAAAAUUUAGUCUAUAAUGCAAAUGGUCAAUUAUGGGCUGUAAUGUGUGUCUGCUAAUUUGUACCAAACUGCAUGUUAUACGUUGAUACAAGACAGCUGCGGAUUGAGAGAGUUACAACUUCCUGAAAAAUAUAAGCAAAACUUCGACGCUUCGAGCGAAGGCCCUUAAUUCGUCCACUAACCGUUUUGUGUCCGAAACAGUCUCUGUUAGUGCGGACAAAAAUGGUGGCUAGAGAUGAUAUAGGUUGUUGGGUCUGUUCUUCUUGGCUUCCUGAACUGGUUCUCUUGACUCCAUCCCACGCAUGCGCACAUCCCAUCGUUAGUGUCCUCAGUCUACAGCUGUCUCGUCCCAUGUUGCAGCCUGGGUUCAUGUUGUACGUACUGUACGAUGAUCAAGAUGUUCUAUACGACUGGUGCACUAUUAGCCAUUUGUUUUUAUUGGCCAUUUAUGUACGCAUCGUGUGAACACGCGCGUACAACUAAACAUUCAGACUAAAUGGGUUACUCAAGUAUAAUUGCGUGUUUUUAUAGGGUUUAUGUAAUUCGAAUCAAAGGUGAAAAUAACCCAACAACAUUAAGGUACGUUCUUGAGUUACGUAGAGCCUUACAGUAAUUGUGUCCUGUUAUUUUUGUUACUCAGUGUGAGGUGUAUUUGUACUUUAUCUUUCUGUAGUCGUCUGCGCAGUGUAACAGAUACAUUAUUUCCAAGAGGAUCAAGAAUAGUGAACCCACGAGAUGUUCCGAUCACGAUCUUUGUCAAGAUUGUACACUUUAUUUCACAUGUAAAUAUUCUUCGUCUUAGUUUGUUGUGUUCUAGCCUGCGAGCAGCCCGAAAUUUCGUUCAAAGGAAAACCGGAAAUUCGGGCUGCGAGCAGGCUAGUUGUGUUCGUUCUCAAAUUUAAAUGUUAUCACCUUUUUGUUUGAUAUUUAUCUUGUUUAGUAUAAUCUCGACUUCGCUAUGCAGGACAUUAUUUUUGAUUUGUUAAGCGUUGGCCGUUUCAGACAAAUUUAUCCAGAGGUGAGUUCGAUAUAAACAGUUAUUCAAUUUGAAAACGUAACAUAACUAGUAAAUUAAAACCUAGUAAGUUAUUACUUUCGCGACUCUUUUGUUUGGGCUAUGUUUGGCUUUACCUGCUCAAUUUCACAUUUGGUACGUUUUACGAUCGAUCACGACGAUUUCCGGACCCCUCUGAGCACUCCGGGCCCCGGGUAUUUUGCCCCCUCUGCCCCCUCUCGCCGGCCUUGUGGCUGCUGAAGGCAGUAAGGACGCAUUAUACAGUGCAAUUAAUAUUUUCACCAUACUAACUUGACCUGAUGCAAGUGGUCAAACAUUUGCGUUACUGUAAUUAUAAUGUACUUCAUUUAGAGAAUGAAUAUUGGUCUGAGAUCUUUUUUGGUAAUUGUUGAUAGUCUGCAAAAGAAGGUAACGUGUAUUAAUUGUACACAUAGUUUUUGGUCACACAUAUCAUUUUUCUUACGUGAACUACUGUAUCAUGCAUAUGAUUAUUUAAUUUUUUUUAUUUAAAAUUUUUCGCCCACAACGUCAGGGUUUUUUCAGGGAUUUUUUAGGACCGUAAAACGGCCCCAAAAACUCAAUUUUGAAUUGAGUUUUGAAACCAAUCUUCUCACCAAAGUUUCAGUGCAGUAAAAAUGAAGUUGUUUGAGUUAAGUUUGUGACAUGUGGAAAUUAGUUUUCAGUAGGAGACCCGGCAAUUAAGAAAAAAUGGCUGGAAUUCAUUUCACAACACAAGAAAAACUACGCAUUCGCCAUCUUUAACCAGUUUAUAGUGUCUGUUUUAACACAUUGCAUCUCAACUACACUUAUUGGGUACACGUGUCAGCCUCCCGCAUCUGCACCACACCCCCGCUGGUCAACUAAACGCAAUCUUCUCUGCAAGAACGGACCCAAGAGAAAAUCCUGAAAAAAACGCUGAACGUGACUUUUCUAUAUUAUAUAUCUUACAAAAUAAUCAUUAAUUACAGGGCUAGGGGUCUAUUGGAAACAUUUAAUAUGUUUUUAUAUAACAAUAACCAAUAACGUUUUAAUAACCAAUUUGAUAUGAUUAUAUACAAAUGCUUACAGGAAGGUGAUCCGCCAAUGCCAAAUACAACUGGAACAUUACCAUCAGGGAGUUCACUACGAGUAAAGAAAAGUUUCUUAAACAAACCAUUGACUGAAGAAUCCGCUAAGGAUCUCGGGAUUUCCAAGUAUUUUCACAGGUACGUUUGCAUUUUUUUAGCAAAGUGAUUCGAUUAUAUUGUAAACCACAAUUCAUUACAACAAACAAUGUAAUCAAACGAUGUACUAUGGACAUACUGAUAGUUAUUUCGUAUUUUCAGUGUGUGCAAAGCUUUGAACAACAUCCUUCACAAUCUCGACUUACAAGUUGGACGACCAUUAAUGAAGAACAAUCCACAAUGUUCAAAUAAAGACCCAUAUGAUAUGAUCACGUAAGGACACAACACCGAUUUCUAUAUAAACAUGCCAAACCACCAUAUUAGAUGCGUACCAGAUUUUGGCUUUAACAUUUUCCGUUGUAUUGCAGAGGAGAACGGAAAGCAAAGAUUGACCUGUUUAGGACAUCUGUUGCAUCGAUACCAAAGUAAGUAACAAUGUUGUGAGUGAGAAACGUAAUGUUCUAUUUCAUUCUGUUGGAAAUGUACAAUAUCUGGUUUCGUCAUAUAUUAAUUUUAUAAAGUUUUAUACAGAAAACUGUGUACAAUAUUAUAUAUGUUGAUUUAAUUAUAGGUUAAUCCCACAUGGUAUGAACAAGAAUGAUGUUGUAGGAUUACUGUCAAGAUUGACCAUACACGUUGAUGAAGAACUGAAAAGGUCUGUACUCCACAUCAUCCAGUGUAUGCCAGGCUCUAAUGAACUACAUGGCCAUUAUUGACCCAAUAACAAGUGCUUGACACUUUGUUCUGGACGGGUAAAUCGUCUGGCGUUUUGUCCAUGGGAUUCACAACGAAAACGUUGCUCUUAAUCUCUCAAAAAGGGACCACGUAUAGCGGCAAAAUCAGAGGCGCAACUUGACUGUACGUAUUAGGGAGGUGGGGGUGAGUUCUUCUUGCCCAACAAAAGGACAUGAUCACCAACCAAAGCCGCGCCUACGAACGGACACACAGCCCAACACUUGGCUGCUUGGUGUUACACACACACCCACCCACUUCUCUCCCAACAAUUGUGGCCCUGGGCAAAAAUGAUUAAAUAUCAUUGUAUAGAGGAUCCUACAUUGCAUGGCAGGGAACAAGUCUGGAUACACGCAGCUAUUAUCUCGUAUUGGGCACCCAAUAUACGCAUUACUAUAAGCGACAGACAUUAUGUUUGAUAAACAGAAGUAACUCUAUUUUUUUAUCAUCCUUGGUGCAUCCAAAACCAUAUCUGAUUUUGUUUUACAAUGUAGGGCGCAUUAUCUAGGGUGCAUUUCAGUUAAUGUCUUAACUACACAUAGUAUUACUCAGACGUUAUAUUUUUCUCUAGUCUUGCAUUUUCAUCGCUGCAGAGUUUGAUUCUUGAUUUUGUGGAAUGGAGAGAAGAUGUAAUUGUUGGUAAGAUGUUAUUGAACAUUUUCUGGCAUUGAACAAUACUGCACAAACAGCAUAUUUCACGAACUUAAAUUAAAUAGUUACGCCGUACUGUAAGACAUACGUUCCUUGGAGAUAAGUAACUUCAUGCUUGGUGAAGAAAAAUCGUUCGGCCGAUCAAAACACUGCGAGAUUAAUUUCAUGCGAAAAAUAUCGUCUGUCGUGGGAAUAUUAACAUUUUAUUUCAUUUAGUGCAAGGAAAUCUCAAUACUUACAUCACUGAACUAUUGUCUAUUGAAGGGUUUUCGAGAAACUGCCAUCGCCUAUUCUUAAUAACCAAAUUAUUGGUGUUUCAACUAAAUGUUUAAAUUUAGCGCCAUUGUGUAUAAUAUACGAAAUAUAUACCUUUGCUAUUUUGAAGAUAAGACUAUAUACUGCUUUUGCACUAGGUGUAUUAUAAACUAUACAAGCACAUGAUGCGUCGUUUCCAUAGAAACUAAAGAACUAAAUAUUUUUCUAGGUUUUGUGAAUUUCAUCAUGCGUGAAGUACAAGAUCACCAUGCGACCUUAUUGGAUGGUUUAUUGAGAAUGGUUUUAAAGAUGUUGGCUCAAUGGAAAACAUUGAUCACCAUGCCUGAAUCGGAACGAAAGGUAGUUCUUGUUUUACCGGCAAAAAAGUGUAGGCAAUUAAUGUACUAAAAGUGUACCUAAUUUAUAUGAAAAGUAUAAUUACGUACAUUUAAAGGCAACAGUGUUGCCUGCUGAGCGAUGUGAUUUAGUUAGCGUGAAAUUUGCAAACUUUUUAAAGUUUUUCACAUUUGCGCAAAAGGUUGGUAAUAUUACAUGGCUCGAUAUUGGCUCAUUAUAUAAUAAUAGUCGGUCUAAUUUACACAGAAUCUUCAAUUUCUAACUCUCAAUAUGGUUAAAAAUAAUAUCAAAUUACAGUAUUGUUAUAUUGUCCCGACGGCAUAAAUUCACAUCGCUCAGCAAGUGACACUGCCAUCAACUAAGUGGAAAGCUAUGUGUCCAUUUGAUUUACUGUAUAUGUACAUUUCCAAGUGGUCGCUUUCAUUUAAUAUGCUUAAUACAGAUUCAGUAAGGCCGUUUUCUGGUGAAUUCAGACAGUGGUUUCUUGUGCUGUGUAUAGUGCCCGCCAUUAUAUUUGCCACCUGAACAUUGCGGUUUUCUUAGCAUGCAAGAUCUCAAAGCGUAAAAUCGAUAUAGGGAUUGCGUGGUAGUUAUUUUUGUAAAAUGCGUAAUUUGUGUUUUCCUGCUUUUAUUCAUUCAUUGAUUUAUGACUUAUGAUACAGGGUACAUUUCAACAAGCUGAUAUCACGAUCCCAAUGAGUGCUAUUCAUUGUAUUGAAGGAUGUGGAUUGGCUAUGCUCUGCAGGUAUAUACUUACUUUACGUAGUACAUACAGUAUGAGCGGCCGUAUUAUAAAAGAUACCCCCCAGCUUGUGAUUCGUCCUGGUGAAAUAUUCGUACUCUUCAAUAAAGACAUGGAUGUUAUUUCGUGGGAGGAACUGAAAGUUGAUGUAAAUCAACAGGAUUUUUUCAUGUGAUCUCAUUCCUUUUCCGUUUUUCUCCCUCGCGUGCCGUCCCACGUGUACAAACCAAAGCGCCUGGGUACGAGGCAGAUCUAAAACAUUUAUCAUUUAUCAUUUAUCUCAUUCUUAAACAAAGAAUCUAGACAAUUGUGAAAUGGACUUUUCAAAAUUGUAACUGUAAAUUUUUCAUUAUCCACAACUACAUUUAUAAAAAGUCGCAUUUCGCGGUGUGUGCACUCUCAGCCUCGGAGAGGCAAUACCACACGCAAUAUGCCCCAAAUGGCGGAUAAACUGAGCGUGAGAAAGGCUGAUUUUAAUUUUUCCCUAUUUCUAGUGUUCGCCAAAUGCCACGAAAACUUGCUUUGUUGUUGCUGAAAGAGGCGCGAGUACUGGGUAAUCUUGUUGCUAAGGUAACGUUUCUUAUUUUCAAUUUAUAUUUUUUAUUUCUAUGAUAAAUAAUUUUAAAGUACUAACUCCAAAGAUUAACAUAAUACAUUAUUUAUUUUCAUCCUUUCCUUCAGAAUGGUUCUGAAAUCUUUGUAAUGGACAUUAUUGAUGAAAUAUCUUCUGAUAUUUUGACCAAUGCUCUGAAAAAUUUAUCACCAGAGGACAAGGUUGGUAUUGUAAUGUACUGUACAUGUUAUAUAGACUACAUGUGGACAGUGUGGACAAUGAUGGGCAAGUAUAGAUAGGGAUUAUAUGUCAUAUGGGAGCAGGCAGGUGCAUGGGAGAAUAUGUAUAGGUUUACUUUGAGUAUGGUGUAUAACAGUAGCGAAGCCAGAUAUUUUCGUGUUCAUACACCGUGAAAACAAUCAAUUUCUAAAGAAAUGAAUAAUGAUAAUGAUGUAAAAUUUGCAUAGCAUGACCAAAUUGUCGGGCUGGCUUCGCCACUGGUGUAUAAUAUGGACAUGGUUUACUACACUAGUAUAUUCCUUGAACAAUUAGUACAUUCAUUACCCAACGUUUCGACACACCAAGUCUUCAACUGGGGUGACUAUAGCGUGGUUAACUUGUGUUCCUUGGGGAUGACGUCACCUUCAAACAAGUUAGCACUGUUGCGCUAGAUAGUUACCGCCAUCCCUUUACCGAUUUCGGUCUUCUCCAUGUUGGCCGAUGAUGUGAUACAGGUGUACAUCUAGUGUACAAACCUGACGCGUUCAUGCUCAGUUAUUCACUCGGGUAUCUUUGGAGCCUGUUUCACCUUUCGCCUUCGGUUUAAGUGACUAUUAGUUUCAGCAGUGCGCAUUGCGUUCUCUUUUGCGCUCCGAACGCGAUUUUGCCUAUUCUCGGCCCGUUGUAGGAACCGACACGAGUGGAUGACCUCUUCCGGAUGUUUUUUGCUGCUGCUUCCUGCACUGUUCCGGGUAGGACCGGACAAAAGAAGGGGAUAUCCAGGAUAUAAGAAGCUAUGUUGCGACCUUAGAUCACUCCUGAUGAUAACACUAGACCAGAGUAUCGAAAAACGUCCACUCGUGAAUAUAAUUUAUUUCUUGUGGACUAUAUUCAUACUGAGUAUAUAACGAAACGUGUCAUAUAUUGUUUCUUAUUGUUGCGAAAACUUCAAUUAUUCUUUUAUGUUUUAAUUUCGUAGAGUCUGUUUGGUUCAUCAAUGAACAUGGAUCUCCAGUGGUUUGUGGAUAAAUUACCAUCAGGUUUUGACACUGAAACUGGUGAAUGUGGUGACGCACGUUAUAAUGAUCUAUGGGGUUCAGUUAUAUCUCAGUUACUGCUUAAGAAACAUAUUCCUGAUGCAUGUCCUGUGGCUACACAGUUCAGUUGGCAAGCUGUUCAUCACAGGCUCUUUUUUGUUUAUUCAUUUAUUGAUCCUAG
Molecule: messenger RNA, 19989 nt
Organism: Paramuricea clavata
Lineage: Eukaryota; Metazoa; Cnidaria; Anthozoa; Malacalcyonacea; Plexauridae
Source: the annotation of a GenBank genome assembly